Molecule: messenger RNA, 549 nt
Organism: Penicillium diatomitis
Lineage: Eukaryota; Fungi; Ascomycota; Eurotiomycetes; Eurotiales; Aspergillaceae
Product: mitochondrial 54S ribosomal protein mL49
Exons: 3
Coding region: 1-549 (182 amino acids)
Biological process (GO): translation
Cellular component (GO): ribosome; mitochondrial large ribosomal subunit
Molecular function (GO): structural constituent of ribosome
Source: RefSeq, a predicted model, not a curated record
AUGGCAUCUUUUCGACAGUCGGCCUCGGUCGCCUCCUCUAAUUUCCGUUUGGCUCAAUCCGUCGCUUCCGUACAGACAUGUAGCCGAUUCUCUCCAGUCUAUUCCUUUUCUCAUCUUCGCGCCUCAUAUCGUUCAUCCACACCUCAAAUUUCCCCGCCUGCUCAGCAAAGUCGGGGCUUUCUCACCCAACUCCGUCGCGAGGCGCAAGCGCUUAAGGAGCAGCCCAUUUCACAGACCGCGCCACUGCCCAAGAAUGGCAAGCAAUUAACGCCAAAUUUAUCACUCACAAACCUCCCUUACUUUGUUCGGCGGACCGGGUCCAACCAACUUCCCGUCUAUCUCGUCACAAAAGCUGGUGGCACAAAGCAGCUUACCAAGAUUCAGAAAACCGAGGGUGACCUGGAUGCAUUCCGUAACGACUUGGCCAUUUCCCUCGGUAUUGACACUCGGAGCACCGAUGUCUCCGUCAACAGACUCACUGGUCACAUUAUUGUCAAGGGCUGGCGGAAACCCGAGAUUGUCAGAUUUCUCCAGGAACGGAACUUCUAA